Fopius arisanus is the source of this 3073-nucleotide messenger RNA. RefSeq names its product cell division cycle protein 21 (gene Cdc5). The record is from RefSeq and is a predicted model, not a curated record. Gene Ontology annotation, cellular component: Prp19 complex; spliceosomal complex. Gene Ontology annotation, biological process: regulation of transcription by RNA polymerase II; mRNA splicing, via spliceosome. Bases 138 to 2525 code for a protein of 795 amino acids. Gene Ontology annotation, molecular function: RNA polymerase II transcription regulatory region sequence-specific DNA binding; DNA-binding transcription factor activity, RNA polymerase II-specific. NCBI's taxonomy places the organism in Eukaryota, Metazoa, Arthropoda, Insecta, Hymenoptera, Braconidae. The transcript has 2 exons.
ACGCCUCAAACGCCUAGUCGAUGAAUAAUUUCGAAGCGUUAAAUACGCCGACAGUGUUUCGUAUUUAAUUCAUGUGUUCUAAUAAAUUAAUAACAAUUUGAUUUUACCCGUGCCUCGAAUUCAAAGAAUCCUCCAUCAUGCCAAGAAUUAUGAUAAAAGGGGGUGUCUGGAGGAACACAGAGGAUGAGAUUCUUAAAGCGGCAGUGAUGAAAUAUGGUAAGAACCAGUGGAGCAGAAUAGCCUCUUUGCUACACCGUAAAUCAGCGAAGCAAUGCAAGGCUCGUUGGUUCGAGUGGUUGGACCCCAGCAUAAAGAAAACAGAAUGGAGCAGAGAGGAGGACGAGAAGUUGCUUCACCUAGCCAAACUGAUGCCGACCCAAUGGAGAACAAUAGCUCCAAUAAUCGGUCGUACAGCUGCCCAAUGUCUGGAGCGUUACGAGUGCCUCUUGGAUCAAGCCCAAAAGAAGGAAGAGGGUGAGGAUGGUUCAGACGAUCCCCGUAAGCUCAAACCCGGAGAAAUUGAUCCGAACCCGGAGACCAAACCAGCACGCCCGGACCCGAAGGACAUGGACGAGGAUGAGUUAGAAAUGUUAUCAGAGGCACGUGCUAGGCUGGCCAAUACCCAGGGAAAGAAAGCGAAACGAAAGGCCAGGGAGAAGCAGCUGGAAGAAGCCAGGAGACUUGCUGCACUCCAGAAGAGAAGGGAAUUGAGAGCUGCUGGAAUCACAGUGAACCAGAAGAACAAGCGAAAACGAGGGGUCAACUAUAACACCGAGAUACCCUUCGAGAAACGUCCGGCCAUCGGAUUUUACGAUACCAGUACUGAGCACAUUGAUCCACUGGCUGCGGAUUUCUCCAGGAUGAGGCAGCAGCAUCUAGAUGGCGAACUGAGGGCUGACAAGGAGGAGCAGGACAGAAAGAAGGAUAAACAGAAGCUCAAGCAGAGAAAGGAGAAUGAUAUACCCAUGGGGAUGUUGAAUAAUGAGGAGCCUGUGAAGAAGAGGAGCAAACUGGUGCUUCCAGAGCCCCAGAUAUCUGAUCAGGAGCUCCAGCAGGUUGUGAAACUGGGUCGUGCCUCAGAGGUAGCACGAGAAGUCGCCACUGAGAGUGGAAUAACACUUUCGGAUAGUCUUCUCGCGGAUUACUCCCUCACACCAAGUGCUGGAGUGACACCUCGCACUCCAGCUGUUACUGAUCGUGUUCUCCAGGAGGCCCAGAACGUCAUGGCUCUUACACACGUUGAUACACCCCUCAAGGGCGGUCUUAACACUCCUCUCCACAAUGUUGAUUUCAGUAGCGUUGUACCUUCUUCUACUGCCAUUGCAACUCCCAAUACUGUCCUGGCAACUCCAUUCAGAUCCACCAGAAGUGAUGGGACACCUCUGAAUUCUGGAUUCAAUACACCAGCUUCUGCCAGGACCCAAAAUGGUAUUCUAACAGCAACUCCGGUCAGGGAUAAACUGAAUAUUAAUCCAGACGCUGGUCUCGAGGGAACUGAGACCCCAGCACUUCAGAAACAGACGAAAGAACAACUGAAGUUGGGACUGAGCGCGCUUCCAGUACCGAAGAAUGAUUUUCAGAUUGUUAUUCCUGAAAAUGAAGACCAGGACGAUGGGGGCAGUAGUCAGAUGGAUGUUGGGGUUGAGGACCAGGCUGAUAUUGAUGCCAGGAGGCAACAGGAACUCCUGGAGCAGAGAGCCAGGGAAAUAGCGAAGAGGUCUCAAGUUAUUCAGAGGAAUCUGCCAAGACCUACGGAAGUUAACUUGAAUAUUCUGAGGGGUGUCGAUGUCAGUCUGAGGAACCUUAAACCAGCCCGGGACUCGGGGCUAACUGAUCAGCAGAUUGCUGAGGAGCUGAUCAAGAGAGAAAUGUUAACAAUGAUGCAGUAUGAUGCUGUUCAGAAUCCUACGAUAAUCAAUUCGAAACGUGGAAAUGCUCUCGUUGCAAUGGCACAGAACUAUCUCGAUCAUCAUCCUUAUGAUGAUUUUGAGAGGAAUGACCUUGACGUGGCUAAGACUCUAAUUUCUGAUGAGAUGGAGGUAGUGAAGAAAGGUAUGGGACAUGGGGAGUUGAGUCUUGAGGCGUAUACCACUGUGUGGGAGGAGUGCUCCUCUCAGAUUUUAUUUUUGGAAGGCCAGAAGAAAUUCACGAGAGCGAACGUAGCGUCGAAGAAGGAGAAAAUCGAAGCUGCUGAGAGAAUUCUCGAGGAGAACAGGGGACACAUGACUGGAGCUGCUAAACUCGCUGCAAAGAAGGAGAAAAAACUCAAGAUUAUGAUGGGAGGGUAUCAGACAAGGGAUCAAGUCCUCACGAAACAGUUGCAUGAUAUUUAUGAACAGAUCGAACAGGCACAGCUAGAGUUGUCGACUUUUGAGUUCCUUCAGAAACAGGAGAAGGUUGCACUCGAUAGGAGGGUCAAUGCACUCAGUGAAGAUGUCAAUCGACAGGUCGAGAGAGAGAGGAGCCUUCAGGCGAGGUUUGCGGAGCUGCAGGAGCAGGUGCUCCAGACGGGAAGUGAAAAUUGAUUGGGUGGGUAGAUUGGAAAAUUCAGGGGGCGGUCAUUUUUUUUUAUUGUGGAUGGUGAAUAUAGAGGUUCCACAUUAUUUAUUGAUUUGUUUAUUCAGAGAUCCUGGAGAUGAGGAUUAGAGGAAUAAUUAUAAUAAAGAGAUUGCACUCUUCAGUAAUUGAAAUUGUGUCGAUGGAAAAUUACUCCGGAAAUUAAAAACGAAGGAACUUGGAUAUUUCAAUGACCAGUAAUUUACGCGGAAUUUAUCUCUUUUGACACUGAAGAAUUACCAACUUUGUCAUUUUUCGAUGAGACUAUUUUGUUAAAUUCUCUCUUUUGAGAAAUUAAUGAGCAUUCGAUUAAUUUUCCCUUUUUCUGCAUUUUUGUAGAUUAAUGAGGACUUUGAUGAACUUUUUAAUUAAUUCAAAACAUUCAGAAGUGAGUUACAAAGGUUAUGUAAGAUUUAAAUCAAUUCCAGCAGUGUAAAUUUAAUAUCUUAGCAGCUGGCGUAUGGACUGUUUAAUUAAUUUUUCAAUGCUAGCAUAACUGAAUAAUUACUGAAUAAUU